Messenger RNA from Symbiodinium sp. CCMP2456, 255 nucleotides. The record is from the annotation of a GenBank genome assembly. NCBI's taxonomy places the organism in Eukaryota, Dinophyceae, Suessiales, Symbiodiniaceae.
GCCAUCCUUUCGAAGAUUGGCGGGGCUCCGGAGAUUGAGAAGUUCAACGGCCUUUUGCAGCAGCUUCUGCUCGGAUCGAAGGGGCUCCUGGCCGGAUGGCUCGACGGACAAAGGAUGCUCCAAGAGGUGGGGGCCAUCGCCGCCCGGGCGCGCAGCCGGUGCCAAGCACAGGAGAGCAGCCAGAACUCGGGUGAUGGCGGAUGUGUCAACGCCGAUGUGAUCGGAAGUAGUUCCAGUGAUACGUUCUCCGUUUGA